This is a messenger RNA of Nanorana parkeri, 2704 nucleotides long. Its product is annotated as histone-lysine N-methyltransferase KMT5C-like. Gene Ontology annotation, molecular function: histone H4K20 methyltransferase activity; protein binding. Bases 299 to 2704 code for a protein of 801 amino acids. The transcript is spliced from 9 exons. Lineage: Eukaryota; Metazoa; Chordata; Amphibia; Anura; Dicroglossidae. The record is from RefSeq and is a predicted model, not a curated record.
AAAUUAAUAAAGAAGAGGCGGAGGCAGCGGAGAAGGGUGGAAGCGGGUUAGUGAAUUACGGGUGGAAGACUCCAGACGAGCCCUCAGGUUCGGUAAGGUGUGCGGGUGGGAUUAUCGCGGUGUAAAAACGGCUGGGUCAGCUCAGGCUAAGCACGCCUCGCAAAGCAUUGUGGGAGCGGAAACGUGAGCUGCCGUGCACGGGAGGGAAGGGGUUUCCUGCCGGCUGGGAUCUCCCCGGUGAGGGAAGUCAGGUGAAUGGUGACGGUAAUAACAGCAUGAUACACAGUCCAACAAUACUAUGGGUUCCACUCGACUGACAGCAAGAGAACUUUGUGAGAAUGAUGACCUGGCAACCAGCUUGGUGCUUGAUCCUUACCUGGGAUUCCGAACACACAAAAUGAACGUUGGUCCACUGCCCUCUAUAAGGCGACGGCAUCACUUGAGAGAGGCGCUACACACAUUCCGCAGGAAGAGAGACCUGGAGGCAGCAUUCCGUGCUUUUAUAACAGGAGCUAAUCAUUACCUCAAAAAUCAAAUACCACAGCAGGAAGCCACACUAAAGGCACAUAUAUUCCGGUACCUGCGGAUGUUCCUGCCAGAAAGUGGAUUCACGAUCCUGCCUUGCAAUCGGUACUCUCUGGAAACCAAUGGAGCCAAAGUAGUUGCUACAAAACCUUGGGCAAAGAAUGACAAAAUUGCUCUGCUUGUGGGCUGCAUAGCUGAGUUAACUAAAGCUGAUGAGAGCCUCCUUCACUUUGGUGAGAAUGACUUCAGUGUUAUGUACUCCACCAGGAAGAGGUGUGCACAGCUUUGGCUGGGGCCGGCUGCUUUUAUUAAUCAUGACUGUCGGCCCAACUGCAAGUUUGUUCCUACAGAAGGAAAUACGGCUUGUGUGAAAGUUCUCAGGGACAUUAAGCCAGAAGAAGAAAUCACCUGCUUCUACGGUGACAGUUUUUUCGGAGAGAAGAAUGAGUUGUGUGAGUGCUGCACUUGUGAAAGAAAAGGGGAGGGAGCAUUUCUACUGCAGAAGAAAGGGCCAUGUGAAUCUACCUCAUCAGAGAAAUACCGGCUCAGAGAAACCGAUGGUCGCCUGAGAAGGUUGCAAGGUAAAAGCGACAGACAAACCCAGCGUGGCACUACGCGAAAGAGGAAACGUGUCUUAAGUUUAAGAUGUAGAUCGUCACCAAGCCUCAAAAAGAGCCCUGGAAACUGCAAGAAUAGCACUUUUCAGCCACGUCUCAGGUCGUCAGCUUCAUCUCAGUGUUUCCACUCUUGCCAUGGAGCCCAGUGUUCUCUUCUUUACAGGCAACAAAGGCCAGUGAAGUUUGCAUUGCCUCCAGGGACCAUUAUAAGAGACGUACGCAUAAAUCUGCACAAUUCCAUCAAAUGUAGUCGAUACUCUUCAGCUGCAGCAACCCCAUGUGAAGUCCAUGGCUGCAAAUUGGGUAAAGAACCUGUGGUGAGACUUAGACGGCAAAAUGCAAGUCCUGAUCGGCUAAGGUUUUACCAAGGCUCUGAUAAUGUUCUGCACAAAUCAUCUCAAACAUCUCUACAUGGCAAAACGGACACUCUGGAGAAAGACGCCAAAGAUCAUACUUUGAAUUGUGUACUUUUUAAUGAACAUAGUGUAAUGGAGGAGUGUUUAAAUCCUGAAUGCCCCUCAGCCAGUACCAGCGUGUGUGUGGAUGAACUGGAUAUAGAGGUCAUAGAGCACCAUGAAAACUGUGCAUCCAAUUUCAUUUCAAACUCUGACAGACUGAACGCAAAUGGUGCCCAUACCUCCAUGGUUCAACCAGCGUUGGAUGUUCUUGUAUCUCCUUUAGACUCUAAUAGAUUAUGUUCCAAUGUGGUCUCGCAAAUGCAGGAAGCUGAUAACUUUCCACCAGCUAGAUCCUUACCUGAAAGCACUGUGAAUCUAAAUGAAAAUUCAAGCCGUUUAACAUUUUCAGAUUCUAUGUCUCCUAAACAGUUUGGUUUAACACAUUAUGUCACAGUGAACUUGAGCAAAUUCAGAGUUUCAGGGCCUGAAUAUUCAAGCACAGCAAGCGCUUUCCACUCCGAUAUCGGAAAGCAUAAGCGUAGCUACAAUCAAAAGCCAUUUACUGGAAUUACACAUGAGGCGGUGCUAGCAACAAAUGCUAUUGAAAGUCAGGUCAUGGAUGCAAACAGCUCCUUAACUGAACCAGUUGGUAUCAAUGUGAAACAUAGUACAAGAACAUACACAAAUAAAGUUUUCUCUUUACAAUCCAGACCCAUAAUGUCUAAAGGCCUAAAUGAGAAGAGCGCUUCUCAUAAGAAGAGGCAGACUACCCAUCUAGACUUUAAUGGGCACGUUAAAGUGACGGGUAAACAUCAAAGCAGUAGGCUUGAAAGGCACCACUCUGCUCCUCAUAAACUGCUCAGCAUGGAAAUGCAGUCAGAUCCCAAGUUGUCUUUAAAGCCAUAUGUAGAACUUAGUCUAAACAACAAUUUAAAAAGAAAAGUCUCUGUUUCAGAAGCACAAAUGUGUCCUGUGCCAUUUACAGAGGGAGCUUCUAACAAAAGUGUGUUCAUCUCCCCACAGUCUGAACUUUUGACUAAUAGCAGCAAGAAAAAAAAUGUGACCUUUAGUCCUUUUACACCUUCCAAAAGACUGCGUCUUGUCGUAACAAAUGGGUCUAUAGAUCUGGACAUUGCAUCCUCAGCAAGUGAUGAGUCCAACUAA